Molecule: messenger RNA, 4125 nt
Organism: Closterium sp. Naga37s-1
Lineage: Eukaryota; Viridiplantae; Streptophyta; Zygnematophyceae; Desmidiales; Closteriaceae
Source: the annotation of a GenBank genome assembly
AUGGGGUUCGGAAGGCCAUCUGCCGCAAUGGCGGCGCGACUGCAGGUGGACAUUCAGAACGUCGACGCGCGCCAGGAGAAAACCGCUCUUAGCAACGCCGACGCCGCGUUAGCGGUUCGAACGAAAGCUGCUCCUAGCUCCGCGGGAGGAACCGCUUUCUUUUCCGCCUACUCAUUUUCAAAAUUACCCCCGAUGGUCGAAAUCGACCCUGCGAAAAGCAGCAGCAGCAGCAGCGGCGGCAGCGGCAGUGGUGGCAGCGGCCGCAGAGGAGAGGAGGGGGAGGUAGAGGAGGGGCAGUUCGCGCCAGCGGUUAUUUCGGAAGGGCUAAGCAAGGGCAUGGAGGCCUUCGACGAAGAGCUUCAUAACUUUCUCAGUUACGAGGGCGAGGAUGGCGGGGGGGAAGGGGACGUGCGAGCCGCGGUGGCGGCAGCGGAGGUUGUGGCCGCAUCUCCUUCGUCUUCGGCGGGGACGGUGCCUAAGGUCCCUGACUCGCCGGACUUUGCUAAGUACAUCGGGUUCAAGGACAGGCGCGGCGGGUCGCGGUCAACGAAGUCAAUGCGGUCAUCAAGCUCAACGCGGUCAUCGACGAGCUCAGCUCAGCUUGACGUGAGGCAAGCCGCAGCGAAGGCUUCAGCUGCAGUCGCUAACCCCGUUGUAGCACAGCAGGUGCAGGCUACGCUCUAUAACGAGGCGCCUAUUAUCGAGACCGGCGAGCUACAGCAGACCCAACAGCAACAGCAGCAGCAGGCAGAGGCGCAGAGCCAGCAGCAAGCGCUGCGGCGCAGGCUGGGUCCUACCGCGCUGAAGGCCUUCCCCGCGCCCGACGCGCUUCUUACCGCCUCCCCCAGCGGCGGAAAGAAGAAGGUUUCCGCUUUCCGCCAAGCCGCCAUCGCUCGCCACCUCCAAUCCGUCUCCGCGGUAGGCGCGGACGGCUCGCCGAAUUCCGCCAAUUCCGGCACGUUAAGCCCUGCGGAUUCAAAGGGGGAUUCCCCCUCGAAGAAAGCGGUCAUUAAUCACCGUUUGGCCGCCGCCAUUGCCGCCGCGUCUCGCGGAACCAGCGGAACUGGUUCUUCCCCAUCUCCCGCCCAGCUUGCGGCGGCGGCGGGCGCGGCGACGCGGCUAGCGAAGCGCCAUUCCGCCGAUCCGGAGCGUCCCAGCGCUGAUUCCGCCGGAGCGGACAGUGCGGGGAGCGCGGGGGGGAGCACCGGGGGAAGCGGAGGCAGUAGCAGCGCGGGAAAGGGCGUGCCGUGGGAAUUGACGCGGUCGAAAACAGGCGACUCGGGUGGGUCAGCGCAUGGCGAAGAGGGCACUCGCGAAGUGCCGGCGCGCAGUGCGGGGAUGGGGAUGGGGAUGGGGAUGGGGAUGGGAAUGGGAAUGGGGAUGGGGAUGGGAUUGGGGAUGGGGAUGGCGGAAGCCGAGGAGGGCGGAGCGGCGAUCGCGCGGCGGAAGACCGCGGAUCAUUUGCACACCAUGCGGAACGCGCGCGAAGCGGAGAGGGGCAUGCAAUCGCGUUUCCCCUCGUCUCGUUCCACAAUGACCGGCAGCGGCGACAUGCCCGUUUCGCUGGAGGAGCUGUGCAGCGGCGAGAUGGACGAACUAAGCGAUACGGACGAGUUUGGUAACAGUGAUACGGACGGAGACGAUCUUAUCGAGGGGCUGAUUCUCCCGUUAGAAGGUCACGCACUAUCGGAACAGGAUACACGAGGGAUGACUCGAACGAGGUCCCUCGGAAAUCUCGAAUCGGCUCUCGAAGCGGCUGUUGCGGCGGAUCUGGCCGUUUUACCGUUUGAUGCAACGAAGACAAGCAGCAGCGGCGGCGGCUCGGGGGAGCUUACUCGUACGGCGGGAGCGGGAGCGAUUGCAGCUAGGGGAGGGCAACAGGAGUUCAGCACGUUAAAGAGCGCGACGCGGAGAGCUUCGAUUGCCGGAAGCGCUGUAACGGCAGCUUCGGCGGUAGUAGCGGCGCGAGGGAAGGGCUGGGGAGUCAGCCUGCUUCACGCGAGGGAGGCUCUAGGCGGCUCCGGUUCGUUCGACGUCGAUCGACUUGCUAAUAAGCGAGUUGACUUUGGCGGAGGGUUGGGGACACAAACGGGAGGUGUGAGUCGAAUGAAGGAGAGGGGAGAUGUGGUAACGGCGGGGGAGGUGGAGCGCUUUACGAGCGCGUCGGAUUCAGGUGCUUCUCCAGGUGGGGCUUCCGCUGGUUCAGGUGGUGGCGACAGUGGUCGUCUUUCGUCCCUUUCUGCUUCCGCUUCGGGCGGUUCGGCUAUGGAGCUUUACUCCCCGUAUCCGGCUGGUGGUAACCCUAACGAUAUCGCCACGGGCCUGGCUUCCUCUGGCGGCAGCGUUGGCACCGAGGUGUUCAGUGGCGGUUUGGAUCCGUACGGUAUAGCUGCCGUACCUCUUCCCGUGCCUACGCUCUCGCCUCGGCCAUCCAGCUCCGGAGGGGACAGGCCUGGUGCUGCUGGGAGGAGAAGGGACGGGGGGAUGGGGGGAGGGGGAGUCGGAGGUCUGGAAGCGUCUGGGCUUGGGGGGGCCGCAGCGGUUGUUAAGGCGGAAAGGGGGGCGGAAGGGAGGGCAAACCCGGAGAAAAUGGUACUGCGGUGUCCUGUGACUGGAGCGGAAGUGAGUAUGGGCGAUGGUGAUAGCAAGGGGAACCCCCACGGAUCCGCGCAUGCGGGCGGAAGUGGAAGCAUGAGCGGGAGCGGGAGCAUGAGCGGAAGCAGUGGCCGCAGCGGCGGGAGUGUCGGGGGUGUGGGUGCGGGUGCUGCGAAGGGGGGAAGGAGCGGAGAAGUGGGAGCGGAGGAACGAGGGGGCGGAGGGGGAGGAGGAGCGGAGGUGAUGGGGAAAGUGAUAGCAGCGGUGGUUGAAUCACAUUCUCUUUUCUUCACAGACGAGACUUCCAAUGGAACCAAGAUAUGCGACCACCUACUUGCCGCCUUUCUCGACAUCACCGAAUCCCCCAUGGGCGUCAUUGCCUCCGUGCUGCAUCGUCACGAUGGUUCACCAUAUCUCAAGACCCAUGCGGCCACCAACGUGGCAUGGACCCCAGAGCUGCACCAGUGGUGUAUCGCCAACUACGAAAGCGGGCUCGUCUUCACCAACAUGAAGUCCCUUCUCGGAGCCUCCAUAGCCUCCCGCCAGCCCCACAUCUCCAACCAUCCGCUCUCCGACCCGCAGUCCUCGGGAACACCCCCGGGGCACCCAACCCUUAACACCUUCCUCUCAGUGCCUGUCUUCAUGGGCACCGAGCUAGUGGGCGUGUGGAUGGUAGCAAACAAGGAGGGAGGCUAUAAAGAGGAUAUUGUGCAUGCAACAGAGGCACUAUCAGCCACUCUGGGACAAAUCCUGUUUGGAAUCAGCAAGAGGAAGAGAAGGAUGGAGGCCAAGAGCAAGCUGUAUGAGGGGCGCGUGCCGGCUGCUGGGGAAUCCCGUCUGGUGGUUGACGCCUUGGGAACAGUCACAGCGUGCAAUAGAGAGGCGAGCAAGCUUUUCUGCUUGCCCAUACUCGCACCACCGCCAACAGCAGCACCGGCAACAGCACCACCAGCAGCAGCUGGGGCGGUAACAGCAGCAGCAGCAGCUGCUGCUGAUGAGGCUGUUUACCCUCCGGCAGAGCAGAUCGCUUUCCCUGAUCUGUUUUACAACAUCAACUGCAGAGAGGACUUCAUGUUGCUCGGUGUUGAUGCUCAUCUGGAAAACUCCUGCUGGUCCAUGGCACGCCAGUGCACUCCCUGUCCCCCAUACACGCUUCACUACCCUCGCUCACUCGACCUCCUCCCCCCUCGCCUCAAUCCCCUCUCAGGUUUUGACGCUCAUUUGGACAAGUCCUGCUGGUCCAUGGCACGCCAGCGCACCGGCAAGACUCUGCUGGCCCUCGUGCGCAUCACCACUCUCUCAUCCCACUCUCCCUCACCACCCUUACACCCCUCCCCUGAUCCCCUCUCAGGAGUGGACGCUCAUCUGGACAAGUCCUGCUGGUCCAUGGCACGCCAGCGCACUGGCAAGACCAUUCUGGCCCUCGUGCGCAUCACCAAGCAGAACCUCCCCACGGGUGCUGCUUUCAUCUGCUCUGUGUGGGAAAUGAUUCCACCUGAGUAUGCCAAGCUGCUCCGAGCAAACCCAUGA